AUGUCUCGCCCAGGCCCCUCAGCACGCAACUUGACUCUUACGGAAGAGCUGGAAAAGCUCGAGCAGUCUAUUACUCUGACACUGCAAGAAAUCGACUCCAACUUCAGCAAAGCUCACCGGAUCGUGACCACCAGCAUUUUACCCAUCGUUGAGCAAUAUGGCGAGAACUCUAGAAAUGUUUGGGAGGCUUCCAAAUUCUGGAAGCAAUUCUUCGAGGCUUCGGCCAACGUGUCGCUUUCUGGCUACGAAGAGCUCGCGAACGAUGAGGACGAGACCGCGGCCAUCGAGGAAUCCACCGUUCAAGACGAGACGUCGGCCAACUACACCCCACGACGCGAGAACGGCGCCGAAGACGAGUCGACAGCAUCAGCCGCCGAGUCUACAUUUCAAGCCGAGGAGUCCAUGAUCGGCGGCGAUGAUGACCUGACGGGUAGUACCCCGCGUCUUCCCAAGACCAAGACUAUUCAGACUCAAUUUUCCAGCCUCGAGUCUCCCUACGAGGCGCUCAAGCGGGAACUCAAGGGCGAGCCGCCGGCACCGCAUGAAGAGGACGAUGAGGACGAAGACCUUGGCAUCGGCGAAGACUCGACUAUUCUCUUUGCACAGCACACUGCCCGUUUGCCAGACAUGUCGAUGACGCCUCGAACGUCGCUCGCCCCAGCCGGUCAACAGUCUGCGCAGCCUCACAAGGACCCUCUGAUGCACCGCAUGCUCGACAAGACAUUCCGUAUCCAGGCCACACCGCACAAGGGCCCUACCUAUCGCGUCUCUCCGCUGAAGCGAGAAGCGAAGCCCAAAGAGGAGGAAGAUGUACCCACGUGGAAACGCCAGGACUCGCCCAUGUCGUCGCCAGUUAUGGCUGUUCCGACGCUACGAAGCGAGGCUUUCAUGUCACCUACCAAGUCCAGGCGUCUCGCUGCAGCCACAGCAGCUGCAGGUCCCCGCACCCCCGGUGUCAGCGUCCAGACGCCUGUUACGGGCCGGAAGACCAAGGACGUCUUCGCCAGCAAGCCUAUUUUCCGGAGUGCCUACGAUGACGACACCACCACGACAGAUAUGGGUGCUGCUGGUCUAGCAAAGGACAAGUACGAGAUCAACUGGGAGAGCGACAGCGACGAGGAACAGGGGCUAUAUGGGGGCAUGAGUCCGCCGAAGACGAUCCAGUUUGCGCUGCCACAAUCGAAGUUGCUUCAGACGCCAGCUCGGGAAGCCAGCAAGCGCAUAGUGGACGAUAUUCUGAUGACGGCAGGUGCCGAACCGGAGAGCCCAGAAUAUAGUCCUACGAUGGUCAAGAUGAACGAAGACAUUCUCGAUGAGAGCUUUUGA
Messenger RNA from Colletotrichum chrysophilum, 1326 nucleotides. RefSeq lists its product as uncharacterized. Gene Ontology annotation, biological process: attachment of spindle microtubules to kinetochore. Gene Ontology annotation, cellular component: DASH complex; mitotic spindle; mitotic spindle pole body. Bases 1 to 1326 code for a protein of 441 amino acids. The record is from RefSeq and is a predicted model, not a curated record. NCBI's taxonomy places the organism in Eukaryota, Fungi, Ascomycota, Sordariomycetes, Glomerellales, Glomerellaceae. The transcript has 4 exons.